CCGCUUCGACAAAAAAACCGUCACACUAUAAAUGAGAUUAAUUUCCUCCACCGUGAAAACACAUCCCAUACAACAGUGACCGACUACGAGCCUUCGCGAAAUGUGCCACCGAGUGUUGUCUCUGUGCGGUUUCCUGCUGCUAGGCUUACAGUGUGGUUGGCAGACGCUAGCCGAGGACUGUAUGGACAUAAAGAUUUUCACCACAAAGGUUGCUUCCUGCUGUCAGCUGGAAGAAUUCCUAACUCUAAAGACGUACGGCAAUUGUUUGAACACUAUGGCCGAAAAGUAUCCCAAUUCAACUCUGGAUUAUUUGGUUUGUGGACUCGAUUGUACGUAUCGGGAGAUGGGUAUACUGACGGGUGUGGAUGACAUUAACGUGGAACAGAUCAGCACUAACCAAGCGGUGUACGGUGAGGCGUACCAGGAGGCGAUUGGCAAAGCCGUCGAUGCCUGUCUGGCACAGAGGGAUGAGUUUCGCGAGCAAGAGAAAUUUACCAAGUCGGAGUGUGUAAACAUCCGAAACAAUUUCCACCUUCCAAAAAGCAAUCGGAACUGCCGUACUGCUGCCAGACGGAACCACUCAUCCCGGAACACGUGUCGACGAAAUUGCUACCAGCAGUGCAUUUACGAGGAGCUGGAAGCUGUGGAUGGGUUGGAGAUACGGGUGGAAAAGCUGUACGCACUGGCGGAAGGAUUUCCCGCCGAUUAUCGGCACGCCGUCCAUCUGGCGAUCGAUGAGUGUGUCAAAAGACUUCGCAAGACAAGGCAUAUGUUCGAACAGAUGAACGCACAGUGCUCGCUGUUUGGCUUUGCAGUGGAUCGUUGUGUGCGUUUGCUGAUCUACGAAAACUGUCCCACCGCACGGUGGAGUGCUUCCGUUGCCUGCACUAAGAGCCGACAGGGUGUACCGUUUUGUUGA
This is a messenger RNA of Anopheles gambiae (African malaria mosquito), 919 nucleotides long. RefSeq lists its product as uncharacterized. The coding region runs from base 101 to 919 and encodes 272 amino acids. NCBI's taxonomy places the organism in Eukaryota, Metazoa, Arthropoda, Insecta, Diptera, Culicidae. The transcript is spliced from 5 exons. The record is from RefSeq and is a predicted model, not a curated record. Gene Ontology annotation, molecular function: odorant binding.